AUCCUCCAGUCCAUCCUCCGGUGCCUCCAUCACCACCUCCUCCAUCACCCUUCCGCCCCAUCCAUUCACCGGCCUCCUCCUGUGGCUAUUAUCCUCGAAAUCCG
Molecule: messenger RNA, 104 nt
Organism: Tuber aestivum (summer truffle)
Lineage: Eukaryota; Fungi; Ascomycota; Pezizomycetes; Pezizales; Tuberaceae
Source: the annotation of a GenBank genome assembly